Messenger RNA from Astyanax mexicanus (Mexican tetra), 1942 nucleotides. It is a transcript of the gene olig2, whose product is annotated as oligodendrocyte lineage transcription factor 2. Gene Ontology annotation, biological process: myelination; oligodendrocyte cell fate specification; neuron differentiation. Gene Ontology annotation, molecular function: DNA-binding transcription factor activity; protein dimerization activity. The transcript has 2 exons. The record is from RefSeq and is a predicted model, not a curated record. Lineage: Eukaryota; Metazoa; Chordata; Actinopteri; Characiformes; Acestrorhamphidae. Bases 186 to 1061 code for a protein of 291 amino acids.
AAACACCCGCGCCACUCCUCUCGUGCCAAACGCGCCGUCACGGACUCACACACGGAAUAACAACAACAAAGUGAAACUUCUAACAAAACAACGCAGAACAGGAAAGGCGCGAGGUGCAUGCGCUUCCAGACACUGUAAGAUUCAAGUGACCUACUGAGCUUCUGAAAAGCCGAAUCACGCACACCAUGGACUCCGACACAAGCCGCGUGUCCAGCCGCCCAUCCUCCCCCGAAGCGGAUGACAUGUUCCUCUCCUCCGCCAUGAAGAAGUCUGCCGGUUUCUCGGGCGCCGUGUCCUCCACGCAGGGCGACUCCCUGGCUGAUCUGGGCGGCGGGGAAGGGCGCACACUCUCCUCCCUCUCGGGCAUCGGUGAUGACUGCGCCAGCGCGCUGGCCCUUAAGAUGUUCUCCAAAAAAGAUCGCAAGCUGCUGUCUGAAAACGAGCUUCAGAACAUCCGCCUAAAGAUCAACAGCCGCGAGCGCAAGCGCAUGCACGACCUGAACAUUGCCAUGGACGGGCUGCGCGAGGUCAUGCCGUACGCGCACGGGCCCUCAGUGCGCAAGCUCUCCAAGAUCGCCACACUGCUGCUCGCGCGCAACUACAUCCUGAUGCUUAGCAACUCUCUCGAGGAGAUGAAGCGGCUCGUCAGCGAGAUUUACGGCGGCGGCGCGAGCGCGGCAGCGGCGGCAGCUGCGGCUGCAGCAGCCGGAGGAGCGGCGAGCGCGACGGCAGCGGGUGCGGCGGGCCAUCACCCCGCCUUCCACCCGUCCGCGUGCGGCGCUCUGGCCCACGCGGCGCCUCUGCCUGCACACCCGGUGGCCUCACACGCUGUGCAUCACGCGCUACUCCAGCCCACAUCAGCCAGCGCGCCCGGCCUGUCCGUGGCCUCCGUGCGCGCGCACCACGGACUGCUCAAGGCUCCUCCCGCGGCCUCAAGCUUCCAGCACUGGGGGGCAGGCAUGCCGUGCCCAUGCAGCAUGUGCCAGGUUCCCCCGCCGCCACCGCACGUGACCGGCAUGAGCGCCGUGACCAUGACGAGGCUCGCGGGCGACUCCAAAUGACUAGCAUAUCCUCAACUGACCCGUACUCAAAUACACUGAAAAACGUGAAAAUAGUGUGUUGAACUGUACCUGGCAAGAAGACCUGAGCGCGAGACCAACCCAGAAACGCAAAACAGUGUAAUAUGACGUCAGUGAUAAAGCCCUGUAGAAAUAUUGUGGUGAUUUUAGUUUUACACAUUUUAAUGAGGCAAAAUCAGUAAGGAUAUGUUGACGUAAUAUAUUUUAUUUAAGUAAAAAUUAUGUCAGGUAAAUUUAAAGCACUAUUUUAGGUCCAACGAAGUUCAAUUGGCAAUUUGAGUAUUUUUUCUCAUGGUAAGAGAGAAAGUUGUUGGCAAGGAGACACAUAACAUUUCUAUGUAGUUUAUCAUGACUGUGAACGUGCCUAUAACUGUUCAGCCAACUUUUCAAUAUUAUUAUUAUUAGACACACUCCAGGCGAAUUCACUUGUUCCUUUCAGAGAGACCAGCGUUGUUGAUGUGUAUCUCAAGUGUGUAAAUACAUUUUGUAAAUAUGUAGACAGUGUUUGUACAGUAUGAGAGAUUUUAUAUCAGGAAUGAACCCCCAUGCUUUGGGCUUUCAAAAGAGCCUGAAAAAUGUAUAAGUUCAUAUUGCACCCUCUUUCUUUCUUUCUCUCUCUCUCUCUCUCUCUCUCUCUCUCUCUCUCUCUCUCUCUCUCUCUCUCUCUCACUCACUCUCUUUUUCUCUCUUCAUUUUUUGCUUUUGCCCUACUCUGUCACUGACCGACGCAAAGAAUGAUCAUGUUUUAUUUUUUAUAAAGGUGUGAAGGAAUAUUUAUUUACUUAUUUUCGACUGUAUUUCGGAAUGAAUGAUGGAUGAUGUGGACUUGUAAAUGUAGAACAAUAAAAAAAGUUUUAAUUGAA